AUGUUAGAAAGCAUGAACUAUCACGUAGAAAAUACACCUGAAUAUGAAUGGGCAAUAGCAAUAGAUGCAGUUGCACUCUCUACCUGGUCCUCUAAAGACCAAAAAGGUCCUGUUGAUGAAAAUGGAGAAGAAAUCAAAUACUUAUUCAUAUUUCUUGGUAUGCCCCUAAAUUUUGAUGCGCCAAAUGUUAUAUUACAUGUUAUAGAACAUGCCAAUGGGUUUGCAAGUGGAAUUAUCCACGAAAUUGAUGCAGCAAUCGAAGAAAUACGAAAGCACUUAAGAGUUAGAGUCAUCAUUACUGAUGGAGAUCCCGGAUAUGAUAAGCAUCAAGAUGAAUUUAUUAAUGAAAUUUUGCAAGGUAAUGAUCCCGAAGAAAUAUUUAAAAGAGCUACUGCUAUCUUAAAGAAAGGAGAUCAAGUUGUAUGGAUUAAUGAUCUCAUACAUAUGUCAAAACUUGAACGUACCAGAUUACUCGAUGCAACACUUAAGCUUUUAGUUCAUCCAUCUGAUCUGAAUACAAUUGUUGAUGUUAACAAGAUCAGAGAUGCAAUCGAAUUAG
Messenger RNA from Trichomonas vaginalis G3, 559 nucleotides. RefSeq lists its product as uncharacterized. The record is from RefSeq and is a predicted model, not a curated record. The transcript has a single exon. NCBI's taxonomy places the organism in Eukaryota, Parabasalia, Trichomonadida, Trichomonadidae. The annotation marks the transcript as partial.